Messenger RNA from Heterobilharzia americana, 927 nucleotides. NCBI's taxonomy places the organism in Eukaryota, Metazoa, Platyhelminthes, Trematoda, Strigeidida, Schistosomatidae. The record is from the annotation of a GenBank genome assembly.
AUGGCAUGCAACGACCAUAAUAUAACUGUAAGCUUUUCUGUCGCUAAUCCGCACCCAAAGCGAAACUAUCCCGUAUUCGUCCUCAAGAUAUACGGUUUAUUUGAAACUAACAACCUACCAGAAAUGUCGCACAAACAAACGCCGAGAGAUUUCCUGAAACUUAUAAUUGGUAGACCAGUUGUAGUUAAACUGAACUCUGGUGCUGAUUACAGAGACGGUUAUAUGAAUGUGGUGCUAGAGCAGACAGAAGAGUACGUUGACGGUCAACUGAAGAACAAAUAUGGCGACACUUUCAUUAGAGGAAAUAAUGCUCAUCGACAACUUCUUCCAAAUACCAGUUCACUAAUUCACUUUUCUUUGGAGCGCCAACCGUUUGGUCAGAUGGAGCAUCAACCGCUGAAGACUCACUCCAGUUUCGUGCUUUAAAAAUCAACAAACUUGCGAUGCGUCUGUACUCUUCAUACGUUACUCGUAAGUGACCUGCUGUUGUAUCUGCUUCUGUAGUUUGCUAGGAUCAAGGAAUUGGAAAGUUAUUAGAAGUAACAGAUGGAAAAGGUGAGUGGAAUCUAGACGUUGAAAGAUGUUGAAAAAGUGUUUACCUGUUCAGUCUGCGGCGUUUGAGAGAUGUCUGGCUGUUGAUAUUCAUUCUCCUCUUCCAAAUUUAUAUCAGGUUGUUCGACUCGUAUUAUAGAUUUGUUUAAGAGGGAGAAUGCCUCACGAACAUGACCUUGAGUUACCUAAAUAAAUAAACAUCUGAUAUACCAAACAUUUGUAUGACAAUAUAUCAUUGAUAGUUUAAUCUGCAUCAAAACGAAACUAUAACGAGUGGCAAAGGUACGGAGAGUACAAUAAAUUAGACAAUUUUCUUUAAAUACUUUGAAAAAUUUCAUACUAGUACUCAAAGGACCUUAACCAUGUGUAACAAAC